This is a messenger RNA of Coprinopsis cinerea okayama7#130, 2208 nucleotides long. Its product is annotated as double-strand break repair protein MRE11. The record is from RefSeq and is a predicted model, not a curated record. NCBI's taxonomy places the organism in Eukaryota, Fungi, Basidiomycota, Agaricomycetes, Agaricales, Psathyrellaceae. Gene Ontology annotation, biological process: double-strand break repair via nonhomologous end joining; telomere maintenance; mitotic G2 DNA damage checkpoint signaling. Gene Ontology annotation, molecular function: manganese ion binding; 3'-5'-DNA exonuclease activity; DNA endonuclease activity. Gene Ontology annotation, cellular component: nucleus; Mre11 complex. The transcript has 11 exons. The coding region runs from base 1 to 2208 and encodes 735 amino acids.
AUGUCUGACUAUGAGGAAGAUACCCGCCCACCGCCCAACAUUGAAACGGCUGACCCUGAAGACACUAUCAAGAUUCUCCUUGCGACAGACAACCACAUAGGAUAUCUAGAAAGAGAUCCUAUUCGCGGUCAAGACUCCAUCAAUACCUUCAGAGAGAUCUUGCAACUGGCCGUCAAGAAUGAGGUAUUGACUCCCAAUGUGUCUCUGCAUGGUCAGGGAGAUCUAUUCCACGAAAACAAACCGUCUCGAGACUGUUUGUAUCAGACAUUGGCCCUCUUGCGAGAGUAUACACUUGGAGACAAACCAAUCCAAGUCGAACUGCUGAGUGACCCCGAUGAAGGAAAGGCUGCUGGGUUCUCAUUCCCAGCAAUCAACUAUGAGGAUCCAAAUUUCAAUAUUAGCAUCCCCGUAUUCUCAAUACACGGAAACCACGACGACCCUCAGGGACCCGGAGUCAACGGCGCUCUAUGCGCCCUCGACGUUCUAUCCGUUUCUGGCCUUCUCAAUUACAUGGGCAAAUUCGACUUGCCAACGUCCGACGCAGAUGCAGCAACUACCGGUAUCGCCGUUCGCCCUGUCCUCCUCCGCAAAGGGAGCACGAAGCUAGGCAUGUAUGGCGUUGGGAACGUCAAAGACCAGCGUAUGCACUUUGAGCUUCGCAGCAACCGAGUGCGGAUGUAUAUGCCCAAAGAUAAAGACGAGUGGUUCAACAUCCUUCUUGUGCAUCAGAACCGUGUGAAGCAUGGCCCCCAGGAGUAUGUCCCAGAAGGCAUGUUCGAUGAUAGUGUCGACCUGGUCGUCUGGGGCCACGAACAUGACUGCCGCAUCAUCCCUGAACCUGUUGCUGGCAAGAACUACUACAUCACCCAACCAGGUUCCUCAGUCGCCACCUCACUCGCAGAUGGUGAAGCUAUUGAAAAACACGUUGCCCUUCUCGAAAUCAAGGGGAAAGAAUUCCAAUUGACACCCAUCCCUCUGCGUACCGUCCGCCCAUUCGUAAUCAGCGAAGUCGUUCUGGAAGAUGCGGCUGAAGAGGAGGGUCUCGACGUCAACGACCAAAUGGAAAUCACCAAAUACUUGAAACAGAAAGUGAACGAUCUGAUCGACCAAGCUCAAGCACUAUGGGAAGAACGCAACGCUCGCUCAAUCGAGGCUGGAGACGAAGAAAUACCACCCAUGCUCCCACUCGUCCGCCUUAAAGUCGACACGACGAACGUGACGCAGACUUCCAAUCCUAUCCGGUUUGGUCAGGAAUUCCAGGGGCGGGUUGCCAAUCCCAGAGACCUGCUUGUGUUCCACAGAUCCAAGAAGGCAGGGAAGAGAGGCGCAGGCAAAGUCGACAUUGACCAGCCUGAGCUGAGUAUCGACGAUCCUGAUUUGACGGUAUCGGAGAAAUUGGCUAAGGUUCGGGUGAAGACGCUUGUGAGGGAGUACCUUGCUGCGCAGGAGCUGCAAUUGCUGGGAGAGAAUGGGAUGUCGGACGCCAUCCAGAUGUUUGUGGAGAAGGAUGAUAUUCAUGCUAUCCAGACACAUGUGAACAAGUCCCUCAAAACAAUGUUGAAAAAUAUCAAGUCUGAUGAGGUGGAUGAAGAUGACUUGGACGACUUGUUGGCCAAGGCGAAGCAGCGACAGGAAGAGGAGUAUCUCGAAGCCACCAGAGCUGGUGAAUCUGCCAAGGGCAAAGGAAAAGCCAAGGCGACGGACGACGACGGUGGAGCUGCCUCGGAUGACUCCAUGCUUAUGGAUAUCGACACUGGUGGAGGAGCUACCUUCAACAUGUCCGACGACGACGAUGACGACGAGCCGCCACCACCUCCCAAGAGGCGUGCCGCCACUAGUCGCGCCACGACUACUAAGAAAGCACCUGCUAAAGCCCCGGCAAAGAAGGCUACUACCACGACAGCUCGGGGCCGAGGGAAGAAAGCCGCUCCGCCUAGUAGCGACGAUGAAGUGAUUGAACUCGACGAUGAUGAGGACGAGAUUUCAGAAGAGGAGGUAGUGGCUAAACCUGUGAAGAGGACGAGUCGUGCGGCUGUUUUGAGUCAAAGUCAGGCACCAGCGAAGAAAGCGCCUGCUAAGAAGAAGACUCCUGCAAGACAGACGCAAACACAAUUGAGCUUUGCACCGGCUGGAAGGUCGUCGAGAGCGGCUGCGUCCAAGGCGAGGUCUAAGAUGGUGUUUGAUGAUGAUGACGAUGAUGAUGACUGA